GCACCAGUAGCGGCUGGUGGGAUCCCUAUGUCGCAGAGGGGCAGCCGCCACCAAGAAAGAGGCGGAGGACCCCAGAACAGAGUGCCGAAGACACCGCCGCCAUCCUCCUCUCCUACUCCUCCGCCCUUCUGAAAGAGCUCCUCGACUAAGGAUCCUCCCCUCCCAGCUCUUGCAAGCACCCAGCUCAUCGCCUGCCUAUCCUGCUUACACACAGACUCACCGAAAAGGAAGCUGCGAGGUGUCCGAUUUGCACACGUGAAGCCUGAGAUCCGGGCGGUGGACGCCAGGAAAGGAAAGGCCAUUGACAUGAAAACCCCCAACUCACAGGAGGCCGAAGGGCAGCAAACCAGGGCUGUUGCAGGAAAGGCCACUGGGUCUGCAAACAUGAUGAAGAAAAAAGCCUCCCAAAAGAAGCAGAGAGGCAGACCCUCGUCCCAGCCCCGCAGGAACAUUGUGGGCUGCAGAAUUUCACAUGGAUGGAAGGAAGGUGAUGAACCCAUCACUCAGUGGAAAGGAACCGUUCUGGAUCAGGUGCCUAUAAAUCCUUCUCUUUAUCUGGUGAAAUAUGAUGGAAUUGACUGUGUCUAUGGACUGGAACUUCACAGAGAUGAAAGAGUUUUGUCUCUUAAAAUUCUUUCUGACAGGGUGGCAUCAACCCAAGUCAGUGAUGCAAACCUUGCAAAUACCAUAAUUGGUAAAGCUGUGGAACAUAUGUUUGAGGAUGAGCAUGGUUCUAAGGAUGAAUGGAGAGGAAUGGUCUUAGCCCAAGCACCGAUCAUGAAAGCCUGGUUUUACAUUACCUAUGAGAAAGAUCCUGUCUUGUACAUGUACCAACUUCUAGAUGAUUAUAAAGAAGGAGACCUCCGUAUCAUGCCAGAGUCCAGUGAGUCUCCUCUUGCAGAAAGGGAGCCAGGAGGAGUUGUAGAUGGUCUGAUAGGUAAACAUGUGGAAUAUACCAAAGAAGAUGGCUCCAAACGGAUCGGAAUGGUCAUUCACCAAGUGGAAGCCAAACCCUCUGUGUAUUUCAUCAAGUUUGAUGAUGAUUUCCAUAUCUAUGUCUAUGAUUUGGUGAAAAAGUCCUAACUGUCAGGAUAAACUUUGCCACGUUUGUGAAAACAAAUGCGUACUUUGUAGACAUGCAAGAUAAUGUUACUUUUCAGUGUAUUGAAAGCUUUAGGGUCCAUGUUGAUUCAACAUCUUUGCCAGCAUAACUAUUGUCUUGUUCUAAGAAAUACAAAUGUAUGUGGUCAUGACAUGCUGUGUGUAAGGAAUUUGUCAUGUUGAAAAGGUUGGGUGUGUUUGGUGGAUGGAACAUGAAAGGAAGGAGCAGCUGUAAAAUUCAGGCUGUGACUAAAUUUCAGCUAGUAUCAUAAUCAGUCAAAUAAACAUGGAAUAGGACUUAGCUGGUUUGGGCUAGGGAGAGGAGAGGAGAAUGAACUAGAGAUGGGCUGUAGGGAAAAGGAAAAGGGAAGCUGGCUGCUUAAGAAAGGAGGUGGGAAGGGACCGGAAAUGGAGAGGCUCCUAAGGGGAGGGAUGACCUAAGAGUGAGAGGCAGCUAACUGGAAGAGGGUGAAGGAUAACAGAGGGAGAAUGAAAUCUUGGGGCUGAGAGGAAAAUGGACAGGAUAAAUUGAGUAAGGAGGGACACAAAGACGUUUAGAAGAGGUGCAGAGCAAUGGAGAGAAAGGCAAAGUUGGCAGAGAUCUGAGGAGAGGCUAGAGGGAUACUCCAGAAGGGAAGGGACACUGAGGAAGGAGGAAUUCUAAGAAAGACUGACAGAGGGAGUGAGAAUAGAGAAAAAGGGGUAUGAGGUGUGGAGCCGAUGAGAGAUGGAAAGACCCAAGAAAACCAGGCCCUCUGGCAGUCUCCAAGUUGCCCUCCCUAGCUCUGUGCACAAAGGAUGUGGCAACAAACAAACCACAUGGAUCGGAGCCUCCCUAGAGGGGAAUUUUGACAGGACUGUCUCAAGAGUUAAGCAGGAACCAAGUUUAUACUUAAAAGACUUUUAUUAUAUCAGGGACAUCAUGCCACAUCUGCUGAGCAGAGCCCAGCCCUCAGCUUAAACACACUGCAUGGUGCUCCAUAGCAGGGGGCUGUCGGCAGUUUCCUCGUAUUUUCCAGAGGACCCAGGGACAGUAAAUCUCAGACCUGAAGUUCUUGGUU
Dama dama (fallow deer) is the source of this 2162-nucleotide messenger RNA. Its product is annotated as spindlin-2. The transcript is spliced from 2 exons. NCBI's taxonomy places the organism in Eukaryota, Metazoa, Chordata, Mammalia, Artiodactyla, Cervidae. Gene Ontology annotation, biological process: regulation of DNA-templated transcription; gamete generation. The record is from RefSeq and is a predicted model, not a curated record. Gene Ontology annotation, cellular component: nucleoplasm; cytosol. The coding region runs from base 307 to 1083 and encodes 258 amino acids.